Messenger RNA from Momordica charantia (bitter melon), 975 nucleotides. RefSeq names its product nuclear factor Y, subunit C10 (gene NF-YC10). Gene Ontology annotation, molecular function: transcription cis-regulatory region binding; protein heterodimerization activity. The record is from RefSeq and is a predicted model, not a curated record. Gene Ontology annotation, cellular component: nucleus. Lineage: Eukaryota; Viridiplantae; Streptophyta; Magnoliopsida; Cucurbitales; Cucurbitaceae. Gene Ontology annotation, biological process: regulation of DNA-templated transcription.
CACAGUAAAAUCCGUGGUGAAAAAGGACCGAGACUUCCCCUAAUUUCAGAAACACCGAACUUUAACAAUGGCUUCGUCCAAAAAAUCUAGUACUGAAGCGAAGAGCAAAGAAGCGGGAACAUCGAAAUCAGCCACCAAAACCAAAGCCAAAGCCAAAACCAAAACCCUCAGCAACGCCACAAAAUCCGACAAGGACGUUUCCAAGAAGAACAACAACAAGAAGAAGAUUAGCAACAAGAAGCACGCCAACAAUGGCUCCGCCGAGGAGAACGACGUCUUUGAGAUCUCUGCUCCAGAUUCAGCAUCUAGAGAGGACGACGCCGAUGAAGACAGAACCGAAACCACGAGUAGAAAAGCUAACAGCUCGAAAUCGAAGAAAGUAAAGCGGAACCAUGGGAAGAAGGAAGAGAAUGGUUACGAAGAAGAAGAAGAAGAAGAAGAACAAGUCGAGGAGAAGAUUUACAAAUUCCCAAUGCAUCGGAUCAAAAAAAUCACGAGGGACGAAAAUUCUGAUUUACGUAUAAAUCAGGAAGCCUUGUUUCUCGUCAACAAAGCCACGGAGAUGUUUCUCGUACAAUUUUGCAAAGAUGCUUAUGCUUGCUGUGCUCAGGAUCGGAAAAAGUCUCUUGCUUACAAGCAUCUAUCAUCGGUAGUUUGUAAAAGGAAGAGGUAUGACUUUCUUUCAGAUUUUGUCCCAGAAAAAUUAAAAUUUGAAGAUGCGUUAAAGGAGAGAAGCAUGGCGGAAUCAGGGAAAGGCUAGGCUUCUUCAUAUUUUAAUCUAACACUUCAUUUUGUUAUCUUGAUGUGUGAUAUUUAGGCUUAUUUUUUAUCAUGUCAAUGAUCAUACAUGGGAGGUAGAACAUACCGUCUUUAUUCCCCUCCUAACAGUUCUGUAAUCUGUUAACGACAUCUUGAUUCUAUUCUAACAGGAAUUCUAACAAAAGUUGUUUAAAAAGAAGGGUUAUUUAGACUCAA